AUGAAAUUUCCUCUUUUGCAGUCGAGAACCUUGGCCAAGAAGAAAAUUGUUCAUUACUCUUCCACAAACGGCGAGAAGCGUGUAAAUGCAGCUUUUCUUGCUGGUUCUUAUAUGAUCAUUCAACAUGGAAAAACUCCUGAAGAAGCUUAUCGACCUCUCAUUUUUGGAGGAAGCCCACCUUUUUUAUCCUUCAGGGAUGCUUCCAUUGGACCAACAACAUAUCACUUAGGACUUUUAGAUUGUUUACGUGCCCUUAAAAAGGCUUUAGCUAACAAUUUCUUUAACUUUGAAAAUUUUGAUGUUGAAGAGUAUGAAUAUUAUGAGAGAGUAGAAUCUGGUGAUUUAAGCUGGAUAGUGCCAAAUAAAUUCAUUGCCUUUUGUGGACCUCAUGCUAAAAGUAAAAUAGAAAAUGGUUACCCAUUUCAUUCUCCUGAAUCUUACAUACCCUAUUUUCGGAAGCACAAUGUUUCAACAAUUGUCAGGCUCAAUAAAAAAAUAUAUGAUGCUAAAAGAUUUGUAGACAAUGGUUUUGACCAUAGAGACUUAUUUUUUAUUGAUGGUAGUACACCAAGUGAUGCUAUCAUGAGAGAAUUUUUAGAUUUAGCAGAAAAAGCUAAAGGUGCUAUAGCUGUGCAUUGCAAGGCUGGUCUCGGUCGUACAGGGACUCUAAUUGCUUGCUACAUUAUGAAACACUACAGGUUUACUGCAGCUGAAGCCAUUGCUUGGAUUCGAAUUUGCAGACCUGGUUCCAUCAUAGGACAUCAGCAACUGUGGCUGGAAGAGAAGCAAUCAUAUCUUUGGCUUCAGGGUGACUUGCAUAAACUCAGGAAUUCUCAAAAUAACACCAAAAAGAAGCUGAUUGAUAGCAAAUCAAAAGAGUUGAAGUCUCCUGGUAGAUCUAGUCUUGCAAUACCUCGUGAAAGACUGCAACCAAAUGCUUUGAGGUCCUCUGGUCAAAACUGUCUAACUCUCAGAAACAGCCUGGACAAUGGUGCUGAGGCUGAUGAUCUUGAGGUAAUAAAAUUUGUUUGAUUUAAAACAA
Molecule: messenger RNA, 1042 nt
Organism: Parasteatoda tepidariorum (common house spider)
Lineage: Eukaryota; Metazoa; Arthropoda; Arachnida; Araneae; Theridiidae
Source: RefSeq, a predicted model, not a curated record